This is a messenger RNA of Peronospora matthiolae, 1260 nucleotides long. NCBI's taxonomy places the organism in Eukaryota, Oomycota, Peronosporomycetes, Peronosporales, Peronosporaceae. The record is from the annotation of a GenBank genome assembly.
AUGGAGCACCUCCCCGACAGUCUCUUGGCCGACGUGUUCGCGCUCCUAGCGGCCCGAGACGUCCUGCACGUCACGUCCACCUGCCGCGCGCUCUCGGUCUCCACCCCCAGCGUCCAGUUGGCCUUGCAGCGCGCCAUCACGCGUCGAUUUGCCGCCGUCACGAGCUUCUUCUCGUCCUCCACCAGCCACUGGCCACGUCCGCUUGUCGUGCUUCGCGGCGCUGAGCUGCUGCGGAUCAAGGAGCUCUUGGCUCGCUGCUCAGCCUCUCCCUUUGAAGACGCGGCGUCCUGCGCUUCCAGCUCCGUCGUCAUCAGUCGCGCGUGGCUCGGCGCCUACAAGAAACGCUGCCAGGCAUUUGAGCACUUUUUGCAGCAGUUUCGACGCACAAAACGGCAGCAACGACGGCAGAAAAACGCACUUAAGACCAAGGAACAACUCGUGGGACUCGAGAUGCCCAAGAGCUCGGCUUAUGCUGCGCUCGUGGAGGCCGGCGCGAUGAUUGUGUGUGCCCAUGAUGCACUGCUGCCAGCUACGCAGUGUGUGGGUCGCAGUCGACGCGCCAUUGUCAGUGGUGACGCGUUCCAAGAGAUUGCAGUCUAUGCACCAGAGUUGAGGGGGUUUCCACUCGAGUCGUGUCGUGACUGUUCGGUCUGUGUGCAGGAGCACGAGACUCGAGAGCUUGAGGUCGAGGAGAAGAAACGAGUGAGGUUUGAUGAGGAAAUUGCUGGCUCGGACGAGAUGCUCGAGCUGCUGCAGAGGAAGAAUGGGUACCCAAAGGGACUGUUCUCGCCUGUGGACUUGGCAGGGAGCAGACACCAGCAGUUGGCGCCGCAUUUGUCGGUGACUGGACGGAGCAAAUAUGCCACGUACUUUUUAGUGCCAAAGAAGUGGCUGAACAAGUGGAGAAAGUUUGUGCGGAGUCAAGGCGGGGGAAAUCCCGGGCCGGUGCUGAAUGCCGAGUUGGUCUGUCUGUCGCAUCAGAGGACGAUUGUACCGCCCUACAUUUCGCUGUUCUUGUCGGGGUUCUCGCUGGAACAGUCCCUCAAGGCUACGCAAAUUCUUGGAACUGCCCCUACUCGUCAAUACGAAAUCGUAACUUUCGGCGAGUGGGAAGCUCUGUACAACCGGUACUGUGCUGAGUUUGCUGUCGGCUUUGAUGUUGUCAACGGGGCGUAUCACUGGCGAACUCAAGAAUGUCAGAUCUGCAAUUAUGGCAUGGGUGGCGGACUGUCGUCGAACCAACCGAACUCGCAGCGUUGA